This is a messenger RNA of Musa acuminata AAA Group (dessert banana), 1373 nucleotides long. RefSeq names its product NAC domain-containing protein 100-like. Gene Ontology annotation, molecular function: DNA binding. Gene Ontology annotation, biological process: regulation of DNA-templated transcription. The record is from RefSeq and is a predicted model, not a curated record. The transcript has 3 exons. Bases 87 to 1064 code for a protein of 325 amino acids. Lineage: Eukaryota; Viridiplantae; Streptophyta; Magnoliopsida; Zingiberales; Musaceae.
CCCGUGUCUCUCUUGCUAUAGAUUUCAAAUCGGAUGUCUUGAUCAACUCCAUCUGUUGGUCGAUUCAUUAGGUGAUCAAAUACUAAAUGGAAGAUGGUGUUGCGGUUCUUAGCAGGGGCAAGAACCAAGUCAUGGAACUGCCGCCUGGAUUUAGGUUCCAGCCCACUGACGAGGAGCUCAUCACCCAUUACCUGGCCAAAAAGGUUACGGAUGCCAGUUUCCAUGCCGUAGCUAUCGGGGAGGUCGACUUGAACAAGUACGAGCCCUGGGAUUUGCCUUUGAGAGCGAAGACGGGGGAGAAGGAGUGGUACUUCUUCUGCGUGAGGGACAGGAAGUACCCGACUGGACUGAGGACGAACAGGGCAACCAAGGCAGGCUACUGGAAGGCCACGGGCAAAGAUAACGCCAUCUACAGAGAGAAAAUCCUCGUUGGAAUGAAGAAGACUCUGGUGUUCUACACGGGUAGGGCUCCCAAGGGAGAGAAGAGCAACUGGGUGAUGCAUGAGUACCGACUGGAGGGCAAGUGCUACGUCCACAACCUUCCGCCCAAGAUGAUAGCAAUGAACGAGUGGGUGGUCUGCAGAAUAUUCCAUAAGAUUUCAAGCAUCAAGAAGCCGGUCAAAGCGGACGUUUCUCUCGUACCUCCGACGAAGGAAAACGAUGAUAUCAGCAAGAACGAAGCCUUUCCCACAUUCGAUUCCCCCAACGUGACCUGCUUCUCCAACACAACGGGGAUUAACGACGAGCUGUUAGAUGAGUGCUUCCGAUUCCCUUCUGCCGCGGCUCGCCAAGGUUCACUGACCCCUCGGUUCCUCUCCAUGAUGUGCCUGUCGAGCUCCUUGUGCUCGUCGGGCAUGCAGUCCCCGCCCGAUGUUAGCUCCGUGAAGAAGCAGACGAGCGGCACGGAGCUACUUAGCGCGUCGUGGGACUCAGGGUUCACCUCUGUGAUCUCUUCGAUCGUGUCCAGCGACGAAAGCGGCAAGCGGCCGUUUGCCGCCCAGGAGAUCCCAUCGGCCUCGGCCGGCCACAUACUGCUCGCCGAUCGCUGUCUCUGGAACUAUUGACGACACGGGAGGGAUAAGAGAUUCUCGCCAAUUCCUGCCUGUGGAACUUGGUUGAUCGUAUUCCACGAGAGAGACAAAAUGAGUGCGAAAAUUACGGUCAUGUUGUUUCCAUAGGAGCUUCUCAUUAGCGUUACACUAUGAGUGCAAGAGAUUGUUUUGUAUGAAUAUUGCCUUGUGUGUGUGUGUAUAUAUAUAUAUAUAUAUAUAGAGAGAGAGAGAGAGAGAGAGAGAGAGAGAAUGUGUGUGUGUGUGUGUGUGUGUGUUCGAAGUCAUCCUUUUAUGAAACGAAACGUAUUGCUUCAUUCGUCA